AUGGGUAUUUCUCGCGACUCGCGUCACAAGCGCUCGGCCACCGGUGCGAAGCGCGCCUUCUACCGCAAGAAGAGAGCGUUCGACAAGGGUCGCCAGCCCUCCAACACCCGUCUUGGUAACAAGAGAAUCCACCUUGUCCGCACCCGUGGUGGUAACCAGAAGUUCCGUGCCCUCCGUCUCGACUCCGGUAACUUCUCGUGGGGAUCUGAGGGCAUCUCCCGCAAGACCCGUGUCAUUGGUGUCGUGUACCACCCUUCGAACAACGAAUUGAUCCGUACCAACACCCUCACCAAGUCGGCUAUCGUCCAGAUUGACGCCGCCCCCUUCAGACAAUGGUACGAGGCUCACUACGGCCAGCCCAUCGGCCGGAGACGCCAGGCCAAGACUGAGACCACCGAGGAGAAGAAGAGCAACAGUGUCCAGAAGAAGCAGGCUGCUCGCUUCGCUGACCAUGGCAAGGUCGAGCCCACCAUCGAGAGACAGUUCGAGUCCAGCCGUCUGUACGCCGUUGUUGCCUCGCGCCCCGGCCAGAGCGGUCGCUGCGACGGAUACAUCCUGGAGGGUGAGGAGCUUGCUUUCUACCAGCGUGCGAUCAGAAAGUAA
Messenger RNA from Aspergillus chevalieri, 603 nucleotides. RefSeq names its product 40S ribosomal protein eS8 (gene RPS8A). Gene Ontology annotation, molecular function: structural constituent of ribosome. Gene Ontology annotation, biological process: maturation of SSU-rRNA from tricistronic rRNA transcript (SSU-rRNA, 5.8S rRNA, LSU-rRNA); translation. The record is from RefSeq and is a predicted model, not a curated record. NCBI's taxonomy places the organism in Eukaryota, Fungi, Ascomycota, Eurotiomycetes, Eurotiales, Aspergillaceae. The transcript has 2 exons. Gene Ontology annotation, cellular component: cytosolic small ribosomal subunit; ribosome. Bases 1 to 603 code for a protein of 200 amino acids.